UUAGUGCCCUUGUUAUCAACGAUGACUUAAAUAUCAUUAUGUCACAGGCAAAAGAAAGAGAUGGUUCAGCGCCUGACAUACCGUCGUAGGCUAUCCUACAACACCGCGUCAAACAAGACUAGACUGUCACGAACACCCGGUAACCGAAUUGUCUACCUGUACACCAAAAAGGUCGGGAAGGCGCCCAAGUCAGCUUGCGGGAUUUGCCCAGGAAGACUUCGAGGUAUCCGUGCUGUCAGGCCUAAAGUUCUAAUGAGACUUUCGAAGACAAAGAAACAUGUCAGCAGGGCUUAUGGUGGCUCAAUGUGUGCCAAGUGUGUGCGUGACAGAAUCAAACGUGCUUUCCUGAUAGAAGAGCAGAAGAUUGUUGUCAAAGUGCUCAAGGCACAGGCACAGAGCCAGAAAGCAAAAUAAAUGCUAUUUGUACUUGGUGAAUAAAUGUAAAAAAAAAAAUUAAAGUUUGCUUUAUUUCA
This is a messenger RNA of Polypterus senegalus (gray bichir), 473 nucleotides long. It is a transcript of the gene rpl34, whose product is annotated as ribosomal protein L34. Gene Ontology annotation, cellular component: ribosome. The record is from RefSeq and is a predicted model, not a curated record. The coding region runs from base 61 to 414 and encodes 117 amino acids. Gene Ontology annotation, biological process: translation. The transcript is spliced from 4 exons. Lineage: Eukaryota; Metazoa; Chordata; Cladistia; Polypteriformes; Polypteridae. Gene Ontology annotation, molecular function: structural constituent of ribosome.